CUAACCCAAUGUCACAAAUGCCAACGACCAGGACACACUGCAGCGAGAUGCACAGCACCCUUGGCGUGUCCGCGAUGUGCAGGCCCGCAUUCUCUCAGCUCUUGCAUUUGCCCCAACAACCCGGCCUGCCCAGACCGGGAAUCCUGCACUCAUGUCCACGUCAAGUGCACGCUCUGCAAAGGAGACCACCUGGCCACGGACCCUGCUUGC
This is a messenger RNA of Cantharellus anzutake, 210 nucleotides long. RefSeq lists its product as uncharacterized. The annotation marks the transcript as partial. The transcript has a single exon. NCBI's taxonomy places the organism in Eukaryota, Fungi, Basidiomycota, Agaricomycetes, Cantharellales, Hydnaceae. The record is from RefSeq and is a predicted model, not a curated record.